AUGACAUCAAAAUCAAGAAUUAAAAAAUUAGUUAAUCUUGCAAUUUAUAAUAACACAAGUUUGAAAGACCCUGAGCCUGUUAGUUAUGAAGAUUUAAUAAAUUCUGCUGAAGUUGUAUUUGAAGAUAAUUAUAUACCUUUAGAAGUAACUACUGUACAAAAUAAUAAUGAAAAUGAAUCCAUAGAAUAUGAUGGCAAUACGUUUAUUGAAAACUUACCUGUAGAAAAAUAUUACAACAAUGUUGAAAUCCAGAGUUCUGAAAAUACAUUAUCAUUAGAAAGUGAAAUAAUUUGUCUUAAUGAUAUAGAAACUAAUAUCAAUGAACUUAUUACAAAUGAUUUUUCUGAUGUUCAAGAAAAUAGUAAUUUAGAUCAUUGUGCUGAAAUUAAUUCCAAUUCAGGUAAAAUUAAAAGAAAACGAAAUGUAUAUCCAGACAGUACUAAAUGGAAAAGAGAAACAAAUAAAAAAUUAAGAAUGAAAGGAGAGGCAUAUAUAGGGUUCAGUCGUACAGGAAAUGUUGUACAACAAAAUAUAUCUAGGUCUGAACGUUCUUUAUUGGAUACUUGCUCAUCUAAUGUUUGCUUAAAAUCCAAAAAACGAUUUUGUAGUGAUUUUACUGAGGAACAAAGACAAAAUAUUUUUGAUCAUUUUUGGAACGCUUCAUGGGAAGAAAAAGAAACAUUUGUAUUAGGAACAGCUUUGGUAACAGAGGUUAAAAGAAAAACAACUGAAGAAAAUACAAGAAGAUCUAAAACUUAUAAUUAUCACCUUAGGUAUAAAGAUAGUCUGCCUAUUCAAGUUUGUAAGAAAAUGUACCUAAAUACAUUAUGCUUAAAAGAAUGGAUGGUAUUAAACUGGGUAAAAAAAAGUGAGCACGGUAUUCCAAAACAAAACCAACUUAUUUCUAUUGAAGAGCCAGACACAAAUAAUGAGUCUCCUACACAGUAUAGAUCAGUUCAAAGUAUUUCAAGAAGACUAUCUUAUGCUAAUAAAUUAGAUUAUCUUAAGAAUUGGUUUGAUAGUUUACCAAAACUUCCCUCCCAUUAUUGUCGUAAAAGAACAGAACGAAUUUAUUUUGAAGGGCCAUUCAAAGAUGUGCAAGCAAUAUAUAAUUUAUACACAGAAAAAUGUAUUUCAGAUAAAUUAGCUCCAUUUAGCAAAGCUUUUUUUGUCAAGUAUAAAAAAGAAAAUAAGUUUUCAAUAUUUAAACCUAGAAAGGACAAAUGCGAUAUGUGUGCUUCGUAUGAAGUUGGCCAAGUCUCAGAAAAUAAAAUGGCUGUACACAUAGCUCAUAAAGAUCGUGCUCGGGCUGAGAAAGAAUUUGAUAAACAACUUUCCAAAGAAAAUAGGGCUCAUGUAUUUACAAUGGACAUGCAAGCAGUUAAAUUAUGCCCAUAUCUUCAAGCUAGUGCAUUAUAUUAUAGCAUGAAAUUAAAAGUACACAACCUAACUAUAUACAAUAUUGGCAAUGCUGAAUGCCACAACUAUUGGUGGUAUGAGACUGAAGGAAACCUAGAAGCAUCCGUCUUCACCACAAUACUCAUUAAACAUCUUGAGAAGGUUUGCCUUGACCAAAAACCAAUAGUUGUGUAUACAGAUGGGUGUGGAUACCAAAACAGAAAUGUAGUACUUUCCAAUGGCCUAUUAAAAUACUCUAUGAAAUAUAAGGUAAGUGUAACACAAAAAUAUCUAAUAAAGGGACAUACACAGAUGGAAGUUGACAGUGUCCAUAGUCUAAUUGAGCGAAGUUGUAAAGAAAAAGAUAUAUUUUUACCCACAGACUAUGUGAGAUACACUAUCAAUGCAAGAAAGUAUCCAACUCCACUUAAUGCUCAAUUGCUCACACAUACUUUCUUUCAUGACUAUAAAAAAAACCUUAUUUAUAAUUCCAUUAGGCCUGGGAAGACUGUGGGGGAUCCUGAGUGUAAGGAUUUAAGAGGACUGAUGUAUGAUCCCUCAGGAAUUAUAUAUUAUAAAUUAACAUUUGAUGAUCCUUGGGCUGAGUUACCCCAACGCACAACAAGAAACAAGGCUGUCCUUGCUGAAGAAGCACCACUACAGCCAUUAUACACAGGACCACUAAAACUUACUAGAAGUAAAUGGAACGAUUUACAAAAGUUGAAAAAAGUUUUGCCUGUGGAUGUGCACCCUUUUUAUGACACAUUGCCAUAUGAAUCUGCUUUCAAAGAAAGAAACCAGAAAAUGUGA
Macrosiphum euphorbiae (potato aphid) is the source of this 2208-nucleotide messenger RNA. NCBI's taxonomy places the organism in Eukaryota, Metazoa, Arthropoda, Insecta, Hemiptera, Aphididae. The record is from the annotation of a GenBank genome assembly.